Molecule: messenger RNA, 909 nt
Organism: Didymodactylos carnosus
Lineage: Eukaryota; Metazoa; Rotifera; Eurotatoria; Philodinida; Philodinidae
Source: the annotation of a GenBank genome assembly
AUGGAUAUAAUGAAAUUGUAUCGUGGUCAAGAUUCAUGGAUAUUAUGUUCAAAUAAAAAUAGCCUAUGGUUUAAUAUAACAAGUCAAGCGAUUUAUACGAAACAGCAGCCUGUCGAUGAUUCUAUACUUUCCACGUGGAAUGCAAAAUUUGUCAGUGAUGUUUACUGUUAUAUUGGACAAUUGAAAAUAAUUGAAGAUGGUAUUAAUUGGCUAUUAUUUGUCAAAUCACAAGAGUAUGUUUCAAAAAUUAAACAUCAAGAAAUUUAUCGUAUUACAGAUGUUUUAAUCAAACCAUUUGCUGAUUAUGAUGAAGAUGUUCGGAAUUUGACACGUCCAUCAUCGAAAAUUGAACUUAGAUAUAUUGAGGAUCUUCGUUUGUUGUAUCAAGAAACACAAUGUUUUUACUACAGUCAAACAUACGACUUGACAAAUACCGUUCAACGAAUUCACAAAUAUUCAUCUAUAAUAUCUCCAAAUACAAAAGAGAUGCCAUUAUGGAAAUUAGCAGAUGAUCGGUUUUUUUGGAAUAAACUUAUGUUAAAACAACUCAUUGAUUGCAAAAACAACAGUGAAUUUGAUCCAUGGAUUCAGCCAAUAAUAAUGGGAUAUGUUGAUGAAAGACACUGUAAAGUUGGUCGAGCAGAUCAAGAAGAAAAAACGGACGCACAAAUUAUACUAAUAUCAAGAAGAAAUAGAUUUAGAUCAGGUGUACGAAUGCAUUGUCGUGGAGUUGAUUCUGAUGGAAAUGUGGCCAAUUAUGUUGAAACUGAACAAAUAUUGAAUGUUGAUGAUCAUAUUAUGUCAUUUGUAAUGAUUCGAGGUUCAAUACCCGUUUUUUGGUCACAACAGGGCAUUAAAUAUCGACCACCACCAAAAAUAGAUAAAAGUACGUACAUUUAUUCUAAUUAA